AUGCAACUUGUGAGCGUUAACCGUCCGGUAACCGUCGCUAGAGGCUUGUGCAAAGCUGUCUGGGAUCCGGUCUUACUACUGCCCUGCACUCGUUCAGAACGACACCGCCUGAUCAAAUGGCGAAUUGCUUGGCUAUCGCCUACACCAUCAGUCGAGUGCCAAUGUGGCGCUAUCAAGGGUAACCGAAACCAUAUGCUUCUAUACCCCGCCACAAUCGCUCUCGUCCAAAAACUCUGGUCUUUGAUGGACCCUGCUCCUCCCCCAGAGGUUCAUCUCAUCGACUAUGCUCUCAACUGUCUCCCCAGGUCUUUCAAAUCGCCUGGUACGUGGUGCGAUUGCUGGCUGUGCUUGCUUUCCUUGCUACGUGUAGUUAAUCAAACCACCUCAUCCUACAAUCUGCCAGAAGAAAAAGUUCAUGGUCAAAUCCUCAUCGACCUUGCAGCAAAACUCCGUGCCACAAAACCAACCCGUCUCCACCGCAUCCUGCCGCCCACCCAAGAACCUGUUCCUGGUGAUCCGUUCCCCCAUCUUCUAUCCGAAAUUUCCACCGUUCCUCGUCAACCCCCUCCAUCUGUGCCCGCCCGAAAUUGUGCCUAG
Molecule: messenger RNA, 597 nt
Organism: Phycomyces blakesleeanus NRRL 1555(-)
Lineage: Eukaryota; Fungi; Mucoromycota; Mucoromycetes; Mucorales; Phycomycetaceae
Exons: 1
Coding region: 1-597 (198 amino acids)
Source: RefSeq, a predicted model, not a curated record